AUGAGUUUAUGGGAGCUGGGAGUGGGAGAGUUACUGGGGUGGGGAGUUGGGGAUAAGUUACUGGGAGCUGGGGAGUGGGAUGAGUUACUGGGAGCUGGGAGUGUGGAUGAGUUACUGGGAGCUGGGGAGUGGGAUGAGUUACUGGGAGCUGGGGAGUGGGAUGAGUUACUGGGAGCUGGGGAGUGGGAUGAGUUACUAGGAGCUGGGGAGUGGGAUGAGUUACUAGGAGCUGGGGAGUGGGAUGAGUUACUGGGAGCUGGGGAGUGGGAUGAGUUACUGGGAGCUGGGGAGUGGGAUGAGUUACUGGGAGCUGGGGAGUGGGAUGAGUUACUAGGAGCUGGGGAGUGGGAUGAGUUACUAGGAGCUGGGGAGUGGGAUGAGCUACUGGGAGCUGUAGAAAGUAAGAAACAGAAAGUUACAUUCUCGUGCAUAACAUUAUUAUUCUCCCGCAGUUACGACGCGCGGAACGGAGAUUUCUGGCGUGCCGGAAACUCGAAGAUCCGGGACGCUGCGUACGACGGACGUGUCUCCUUGAACCUGACACAGCCGCAGCGGGUUCACCUGAACCUGCAGCGUGUAACCUUGAACGACGAAGGUGACUUCACCUGCAGGGUGGACUUUCUGAGUUCCCCGUCACUCACAUCCUUAGUCAAGCUAAAAGUCUAUGCUAACCCCAGUAUAGGCCCCACCGUGAAGAUGUUGGGGCGGGGACUCCACGAAGCCUCAGUCAUUUUACGUUCUGAAGUGGGUCCUUUCCAUGAAGGAGAGAUGCUCAACUUAUCGUGCACCGUAAUUGGUGGUUCCCCAGCACCAAGUGUGACGUGGUGGCAGGCUGAGAAGCUCCUGGACAAUACCAGUUACGUGGUCAGCAGCAGCAGCAGCAGCAGCGGUGCUCCUCCCCACACCGUGAACGAGGUCACUGUGGGACCUCUCACACCAGAGAUAGUUCAAGUGCCUCUCACAUGUAGGUCGAAGAACAACCCUCUCUCUCCUCCAAUGGAGCGAACAUUCCAUCUUAAAAUACACAUGGCACCACAGAGCGUGGAGCUGUUGGAAGCAAGGAGUGUUCGGGCAGGUGUUGAGGAACUCCUGGAGUGCAAGGCCCGAGGUGCCUACCCGGAGGCCAACAUCACUUGGACGUUGGAUGGCAAGAAACUCAACUUCACUGCGAAAGAGACGCGGCAGGUCGGGAGCGACACUGUGUCUUGGGUUAAGUUCGUUGUCACACCAAAGGAAAACGGAGCAGUGCUGUCGUGUACCGCAUCCUCCUCCACGUUACCUGAUCCACCAGUCUCCACCAACACUACUCUCAAUGUUACUCAUGCUCCGCUGGUCCGCCUGCAGCUGGGAGCAUCGCUGAGACCACAACACAUCCGUCAAGGGGAUGACGUCUACUUCGACUGCCAGGUGGUGGCCAACCCUGCAAUACAGCGCAUCACCUGGUACAAGGAGGAGAUGGAGGUUCGACACCACAAGACAGCGGGGGUGCUGGUGGGAGGCACCAACCUGGUGUUACAGAGUGUACAACGACCAGACGCUGGCGUCUACACCUGUACCGCUACCAACGCUGUAGCUACUUCCCGUAGCAACCCUCUGGUGCUCAGUAUACAAUAUGGGCCGAUGUGCGCGCAGGAGCGAGUGACUGUGACGGCAGUGGAGGGGGAGGUAGUGACGCUGCAGUGUACCGUGGACGCAUACCCAACUAACGUCACCUUCUACUGGCUUUUUAACAACACGGUCGACUCCACACGCUUCAGGCCCGGUGAGUACACGGUAGCAGGUUCGGUGUCACGACUUCGCUACGUGGCGUAUUCUGCGAGGGACUACGGUACUGUGUUCUGCUGGGCCUCCAACAUCGUGGGUCAACAGAAGGAUCCUUGUGCCUUCACUCUUCAGCCAGCAGGUGCACCAGACAGUGUGAGAGACUGUGUGUUAACCAAUCAGUCAGCUGGGUCACUACACGUCACCUGCCAACCAGGAGCAGAUGGCGGUCUUACCCAAACCUUCAGAGCUGAAGUAUACACGGGGGGAUCGGCCAAACCAGUGAGGGUCUUGGAAGGAAUGUCUCCUGUUUUCUCCUUGGAGGGACUUGCCCCUGGAGGAGACUACGUAGUUACCUUAACUGCCAUCAACCGCAAGGGCGCCUCUCCCCCCGUCUCCCUGGAAGCAUUCACCCUUAAAGUAGCAGAGAACAGGAUGAUUUCUGGUGUGUCGAGCAGCCAACCAGAGCCGGAGGACAGUGCUACUGCUGGCGAAGUGUCAUCACUCUUUGCAGUGUUUUGGGGCGUUUUAGGAGUCUUUGUUCUUCUGGCCGCAGCUGCUGUCUUCAUCACCUGUCGUCACUGUUCCCGAGGGACUGGCCUUACCUCUGAUUUGGUAGUUGGACAAGAGUUGGAGGUGAAGGGAGAAUGUAGCGAGCUCAUGACCGGCCACAAGAAUGAACUCAUCGACAGUCAUGAACUGAACGAGACUGAUCCAUUCCUGGGAACGUCAGAGUGCAGUACUGGAACGGCGUCCACACCAGCCAGCACGGGCGGAGGUGCUGUGUUUACUAUCCCUGCCCACAUACCUCCCCCGCCACAAUAUUGUUCUGCUUCGUGUAACGACCUGUCGCCCACCCAGCACGCACUACAGCACACUUCUGGCCCCCAGUACACUGUUUCAUGCUCUUCGAGUAGUCAGCAUACACUGCCGCGCUCCUCGGAAAGUCUGCACUCGCUGCACAAUUCUCCAGUCAUCCAGCACACAUUUCGAAGAUCAUCUACAUUACAUCACUGUCUGCAGCGCUCUUCCUCGUUGGAUUACGAUGCAGGGCACACCGUGGGCUCUCAGCAUUGUCUAGCCAGGGCAUCGCCACCUCCUAUUAAGCAUCACGGAAUUCCUGCUACAUUCUCUUUUCAGCAUCCUACCCACGCCCAGAUUAUCUACACAACGGGGACAGAUGCCGCUCUGCAGCGGCCACCGGAAACUCCUCAGGUACACCAGCCGGCCGCUAUACACUAUGUGCAGCCUCAUCCAGGUGUAGGGGGCGACACCCCACCCUCCAUUGCCACCACAUACAUGAGCGCCCCCACUGCCACUCUGCAUACGUCGCAUCACGUGGGUCUAGGGACCAUACAAAGCCAACUAGGGGAAGGAGCACAUCUUCAGAUGACUUUAGCGUUACAGGGGAGUACAGAGUACAGAGGAGAACCCUCUAAUAUAAACUCUAGUCCCAAGAACAGAAGCAGGCACGUCACCUGGACCGGUGGGACUGUUCACGGAGCGGAAAGUGCUGUGUAGCCACCUCAUGGCUUGUGUGUAAGUGUCACUGCUGAUGCUGCCCGGCACACGGCAGCUGUAUCAUUUCCUGUGUCCCGUGACGCAGACAUCCAAGUGUUACAUCGUAUAAUGAUAAACACUAAUUAACGAAACAUCACAAGCAUAUUCUU
Messenger RNA from Cherax quadricarinatus, 3431 nucleotides. RefSeq names its product nephrin-like. Lineage: Eukaryota; Metazoa; Arthropoda; Malacostraca; Decapoda; Parastacidae. Gene Ontology annotation, molecular function: protein binding. The record is from RefSeq and is a predicted model, not a curated record.